Messenger RNA from Magallana angulata, 4875 nucleotides. RefSeq names its product sodium-dependent glucose transporter 1A-like. Gene Ontology annotation, biological process: transmembrane transport. NCBI's taxonomy places the organism in Eukaryota, Metazoa, Mollusca, Bivalvia, Ostreida, Ostreidae. The record is from RefSeq and is a predicted model, not a curated record. The coding region runs from base 2337 to 3941 and encodes 534 amino acids. The transcript has 6 exons.
CGAGACUAGAGUUCAAUAUUGCUAGGAUCUAGACGAAACAUUUCGAUUACUGAUACACAGUUUGAUGGAAUAAAUUCUAUCUUUAAAUAUUACACAACAUGAUUCAUAUGGAGUUUUCUCGAAAUUCUUGUCGGAAAAGUUCGAGAAUUCGAUCAUAUUAUGAAAAUUUGCCUAACAUAUCGUUGAUUUUAAAAUUGAUAAUAAUCAAUAAAGUUAACUCCCAACAGUGCUUCGGUACUUUGAUUUUAAGUUAUAAGUACCCUUUUGCAUCACAAACCUUUUUUAUGUGCAUAACAUGCAUAAGGUGUGAAAAUUUAAAGUUAGUAAAUUAUGUGGGAUUUUAGGCAUUUCUGGUUUUCGAUUCAUGGUUGUGCAAAGAAUUACCAUAUCUUGUUGACCAAAAGUCUUUUUACGGUAAAGGGCAAGUAAUACUGUUAUACAGACAUCUGUUAUUGAGAUGCUUCCAUUUUCCAAAAGAAUUCUAAAUCAUGUUAAUGGGGAUCCAACUUUUAGAAAAUGAUAUAGAAUGUUAUUGUUGUUUUAUUUAUUCAGAUGCAUCAUUUAUCCCUGUGGUUGGAUUUGGAAAGCAGGUCACUAGGUGUCUGCAAUACAUGUUACAAGAGUCCAUCAUUAUAAUGGGAGUUAGUGCGCAUGCUCGACAUGAAAGGGUUGACAAAAUUCGGUGAGCCUUGAGGGAAAUUUUCUGCCCAAAAUCUGAUUUAAAGGAUAUGUACUUCUAAGUGAACUGAAAAAGAAAGAUAUAAUGAGUGUGUAAAUGGACUUUAUGGUAGAGUUCUGUGAAAAUUCAAAGGACUGAGUGGAAAAAAGCAAACCAAUACCGGGUGAGUGAACACUACUUAAACGGCGCUACUGUAUCCGUGCCUUACUGUUGUCACACUAACUGUAAAUAUUUAAAAAAUCAAUGGCUAGUACAAACUCCAAGAAAAGACGCCUCAAAGUAUCGGAAACAGAAUCAGAAAUGGAAAACGCUAAUGAAUCCAAUGAUUCAAAUGUUCUGGAGGGAUUUCAAAUGCGUGAAAUAAUGCAAGGUAUAAAUAGUAUACAGAGCACCCUCACAGGUUUCAUGCUUCGAUUAGACACCCAGGGACGUCAUAUGGACGAAAUCACUACGGAAGUAAGGGGUAAGCAUGGAGUACAAGAACGUUGGGAACAAUUACAAGAACAGGCGAACGACACACUUUACACAAUCACAGAAUACAAACACGCACAAGAAAGAUGUCAAGAGAGGUUAGACUGCUUAGGGACUAUAUAGUCAAACUUGAAUUUCGAAUAAACUCUCAAGAAAAGCAAAUAUCAGAACUGCAAACUAGAGCUUUGGAAAAAAACAUUAUCAUUAGCGGUCUUGAGGAAAAAUUCACAAAAAGUAGAACUUCAGAAAAUUUAGCAAAGGUCAUUAGAAACUUUUUCAUCCAUGAAAUGGGGAUAGAAGAAGAUAGUGUAGACGCCCUACAAAUCAACGCGUUUUACAGAAUGGGGGAAAAAGACAAAAACAGGAAGUAUCCAAGGCCCGUGUGCGUGCAAUUCGCUUAUAAAAUAAAUAAAGACACUGUCAUGAGCAAAAUCAAAACAUUAAAAGAUAAAAAAUCGCCGAUCAGAGUUGCCAGUCAUCAGCCGGAACAAAUUCGAGAGACGCGGAAGAAACUUCGAAAUUCAAAAGAAAUACCAAGCAAAGAAUAUAGAUACGAAGUUGAAAGGGGACAAACUCGUCUUCGCUGGGAGCGGCAGUGUCUAUAAGGAAAAGAUAGGAACCCCCACAGCGGAAGAAGUCAUUUCAAGAGAAUCCGUUAACAUUCCAGUGUGUUCAGGUAAUCAAAAAACACAAAAAUCAACAUCGACAUUUUGAUGUCUAAUUAAUAUUUGAAACAUAUACAAAAAACACCAGCAAUAAUUUUCCCCUUUUUUUCUGGAUUUUUUAAUAUAAAAGUAGUGAGUUUAGUUUGUUGUAUCUGAUUGACACAACCAUUCAAUUAAGUCACUAAAAUAAUCUGAGCCAAUAUUACCUUUUCUUCUCUUCUGCUGUGUACUGUUUAUUAAUUUAUUUAUUUUUAUGUUUUACGGAUUAUUUUUUGUCAUAUAAUUCCGGAAUAUUUAGUUCCACUUUGUUUUAAUAUAGUGUCGUAAUUAUGUUUCGUUUUCUAUUUCCGGUGCUUGUGGCUCAGCUGUAAACAAAAAUGUAUGUCAUAUGUGUCAAUAGAUUAUUCCAUGUUACCAUUUACACAGGGAAAUUUUGAAGUUAUCAGCGAUUACAUGUCUUAUGAGUCAGCUGUGAGAUAAAUGAAUGCGUCUUUACCCGGCCAUCUUUCACAUCAAGAACAAUGGGGUUAAGCAAUGAAGAGGUCAACAAAAAUAAAAGCUCACCACAACACGAUUUCAAGGACUUGGAGGUGAAUGACAAUGACGUCCACAUAGAAGAAAGAGAAGGUCUCAACAAGUCUAUCCUUGAAGAGGACAGUGAAAAGGAAGGGAUUCUGGCCAGACUGAGGCGUGAUGCCAUAUACCGAGAGAAAUAUUUGAUUUCCCUGGGUAUUAUGUGGAGCUUUUUUGUUUUAGGUUGGACCAUGGGCCAGUUUGGACCAUCUCUAUUGGACUUAAGAAUCAUCACCAGCACUUCCCUGAAACAAGCCUCGGCAUUCAUGACUGGUCAUUCUGUUGGAAUUCUUGUAGGCUCUGUAGUUUUGGGAAUCAUUUUUGACAAAAUGAAACAGGAGAAGACAUAUUGUGUGGCAUGGACAGUUUUAACAAUGAUGUUCAUUUUAGCUGUCAUUCCUUGGUGCUACAUCUAUGAAUUGAUGGUUGCCAUGCACGUGUUUAAGGGACUAGCCGGAGGUGGCUUGGACACCACUGGCAACGCUCUUCUCAUAAGUAUCUGGAGGGAUGACGGAAAAUCGUUCCUACAGAGUAUUCAAUUCGCUUUCGCUAUUGGAGGAGCCAUUUCUCCUUUUGUCACUAGCCCGUUCCUUGCUCCAGAGAAAGAUAUGAAUAUCACUAGUGCAAUCACAGGAAAUGAAAGCAUAGCAAAUUACACAAACAAUGCAACAACAUCUGAUUCUGGUAAUUUCCCAUGGACCGAGUCCAGAUUGUAUGUCCCAUAUUCAAUAGCAGCUUUUCUUGCCCUAACAGCUACUGUUCCAUUAUUUGUGUUAGCCUGCACAUCUGACCGACCCACGGAUGUGCAGACUAAGAGUUCUGAGGAUGAUAGCGUGGGUGAAGAGAGAAAAACUCAGAAGUUAUCAACUGGGAUUAAGGCCUUUGUGUUGAUUAUUUUAAUGGUGUUCCUUGGAAUUGACUGUGCCAUGGAAGAUGGUUUCAAUAACUUUCUGGCCAUCUUUUGUGUCAGUGAGUUAAAGUGGACGAAACAUAUGGCUUCGAAUGUUACUGCUGUAUUUUGGAUAAGUUUUACCAUUGCCAGAUUUCUUGGAAUUUUCUUGGUCCGGAUUUUUAAGCCUAUUAAGUUGAUUUUCUUUCUAAUUGUUCUCAUGAUCAUAGGAUUCGCAGGGUUUUUCACAGCGGCACACUUCAAGUUUUAUGAGGGUAUUUGGAUUUCCUCCGCGAUAGUUGGUUUAGCAAUGUCCAUGAUUUUCCCGUUAGUAUUCGCUUGGACAGAAGAGUCCAUCUUACCAGUAACGGGAUUUGUAGCUUCCUUGUUCCUCAUAGCUUGUUCCAUGGGAACAAUGAUCAAUCCAAUCGUUUUGGGAUUUUUAAUGGAGAAUUCCACUCCAAUGUGGUUUCCCUACCUAUUGUUAGGAGAAUCUGUCAUAACAUUUUUGGUAUUAUGUCUAGUUUGGACAGUUGCUAGUCAUAUCAGUCGAUUGAAAAACACUUUCAGGGAUGAAAAAAUAGAAAUUCGAUCUGAGGACCAAGAUAAUCCUGAGCAUAAGAGUUUCAUUGCUGAAAGUGAACUAAAUGAAGAACGUCUUUAGAGAAAUACAUGAAAUUGAAGACAUUUGCCAAGAGAAAAGAAAACACCAUUCCAACUUAUAGAUACAAGCUCUUUUGGUUUUGUCUUUUUUUGAAAAGUAAUUAACUUAGAUAUUGAAUUAUUCUGAGCGUUUAAAUAGUACUAGUAUAUUAAAUACGUAGUAUUAUACAGAUACAUUAGACUUUUUAAAAUCUUCGAAAGUAUGCGGUGAACCUGAAUGGAAUCAUUUUUCAGUCUUGUGAUACUUUUUUUCAAUAUUCGCGUUUUAAACACGAAUACAAUAUAUUUGUUCAAUAAAGUACCAAAUGUGAUAAUAUGUAUACACUUUGUAUACUAAAUAGUAUGUGAAGUUGUGCGCAUUUUGUUAUAAAAGAGUUGUUAAUUGCAUUUGUAUAAUUUAUUUGCUUUACAAUUGAUUUAUAAUGUGUAUGUUUGUAUUUACCACAGAUUAAAAAUAUUCAUGUUCGAAGCAUCCGUAUUUUAUCCUUGUUUAUUAACUCUUGUCUUAAAUUAAGUUAGCUAUGUUUUGCUUUAACUCAUUAAAUAUGAACAUCUAAUAUAUUUUUCAUGUUCAGUUAAACUAAUUUUUUUUUAAAAAGAUGUUAUAUUAUACCCUAGUCCGUAACGAUUUUACAUGAGUAAUAAAAGAAUGAUUCAGAAGAGAAUGUUAAACAAUCAAAGAUUUACAUAAAUAAUUUUUCUUAUGUUUGAAUGAAAGUAUACCAAACGAGUAUUAUGUACACACACCCUGUCAGGUAUGUUUUUUAUUUGUUUGAUUUUUUUUUCAUUGCAAACAUUCUUUGAAUAUUGAUAUAAGAAUUUAAUCUAACAAUUAAAAAGUGCUUGUAAAUUUUAGUUUCCUUAUGAGGAAGUUUUUAUAUAAAGUUGUAUUCAAAAUUUAUUGGCCAAGGUUAACACGAGACUGAAGUAAUUUU